AUGGCUGAGGGAGACUACAACGCAGUUCGAGAGGCUAUUGCUGACAUUCUCGACAACGACGACUACGACGACGGAUCCAUUGGACCCGUGCUUGUCCGACUAGCAUGGCACGCGUCGGGCACCUACGACAAGGCCACUGGAACCGGAGGCUCCAACGGUGCCACCAUGCGAUACAUGAAGGAGGCCAAGGACGAGGCCAACAACGGUCUGGAGAACGCCCGACAGUUCCUCGAGCCCAUCAAGGCCAAGUUCCCCUGGAUCACCUACGCCGAUCUGUGGACUCUGGCUGGCGUUGUGGCUAUCGAGGAGAUGGACGGCCCCAAGGUCCCCUGGAAGCCCGGCCGACAGGACUACGUCGACGAGACCAACGUUCCCCCUAACGGACGACUCCCCGACGGAGCCCAGGGCCAGGACCACCUUCGAGACAUCUUCUACCGAAUGGGUUUCAACGACCAGGAGAUUGUGGCUCUCUGCGGCGCACACAACAUGGGCCGAUGCCACAUGGACCGAUCCGGUUUUGAGGGCGCCUGGGUGCCCAACCCCAUCCGAUUCGCCAACACCUACUUCAAGCUGCUGAUGAACGAGGAGUGGAAGCUCACCACUCUCAAGAACGGCGUCAAGCAGUACUUUAACGAGGACGAGGAGCUCAUGAUGCUGCCCGCCGACUACUCGCUCAUGCAGGACCCCGAGUUCCACAAGUGGGUUGAGAUCUACGCCGCCGACAAGGAAAAGUUCUUUGAGGACUUCUCCAAGGUCUUCGCCAAGCUCAUUGAGCUCGGUGUUCGACGAGGUCCCGACGGCAAGGCCAAGACCAACUUCAUUGAUCGAAACAACAACGAUCCUAACCCUCGACUUUAG
Molecule: messenger RNA, 858 nt
Organism: Yarrowia lipolytica CLIB122
Lineage: Eukaryota; Fungi; Ascomycota; Dipodascomycetes; Dipodascales
Biological process (GO): hydrogen peroxide catabolic process; response to reactive oxygen species; cellular response to oxidative stress
Molecular function (GO): heme binding; peroxidase activity
Source: RefSeq, a predicted model, not a curated record